AUGCCUAUUAUUGCAAAUACUCCAGAAGCUGUAUUGGGUCGCACGGACUCGCUUGAUCCGGCCACAACUUGUCGCGGUGUCACCUCCAAUGGGCGGCCAUGUCGCCGGGCUCUGGCGUCUCCAUCGCCAUCAGAGACACCGGCUUCAAAGACACAACAGACCGACCUAUCUGCGAUGUACUGCUGGCAGCACAAAGAUCAGGCAGCGUCGGUUCUGCAGACGAACAGCGGGGCCAACCCUUCGCGAUUGAGGCCCCGUGGCAGUAUCGACACUUUAAUGGAGCGGUUAGGGUUGAUGGAUCUUAACGACGCAGGGACUUCAGACAAGCGGCGCAGGCAGCGGAAACCAACACCAAAGAAGCGGACCAGGCGUACGAUAUGCUGCUGCUUCGAGGUCAUCGAGGAGGAAGACAUCCGGCCGUCGCGGCCGGUCAAUGCUCCAACGGAAAUGCAACAAGCCCCCGCUGGGAAGCUGUCAACACCAACCCCAUCCCUGUCUCCUCACCAGGUUCCUGUUCGACCCAGCAAACCUGGCUCUUCCUCUUCAGGAACAGACGACGACAUUCUCUCUUGGAUUCCGUCUGGCCUUGCGCCGGAGACGACCUCCAACCUCACCGCAGAACUGUCGAAGCCUAUCUCGGAAGCCGACGAGCCAGGCUAUAUCUACAUGUUCUGGAUGACACCGUCGACAUCUGAAUCCAAAGAGCUGCCUUCUUCAGAGACAGCCUCGAACCUCAUGCCGCCAACAACCUCCCCAGGACGUGACCGCCGCGUAAGCGAUGCAAUUCGGACCGCCCGCGAUCUCAAUGCCUUGGCAUCUGCACCAACUCAUGACAGCCCCGGCACGCUCCGAUUAAAGAUCGGGCGUGCUAACAAUGUGCAGCGACGACUCAAUGAGUGGAGCCGACAAUGCGGCCACCAUCUCACGUUGAUCCGAUACUACCCUUACACGCCCUCCACCCCGCAACCAUCGCCAUCUCGACACGGCCGCAGCAAUGAUGACAGUACUGCAACUCUUGUUCCGGGACGCAAAGUGCCCCAUGUCCACCGUGUGGAACGGCUCAUUCAUCUGGAGCUAGGGGACGUGCGGAUCCGCGACCUAGGGAAAUGUCCGGACUGCGGACGGGAGCAUCGCGAGUGGUUUGAGAUCACGGCAGAGAAGGCGUCUCUGAAACGGGUAGACGAUUGUAUUCGCCGAUGGGUGAAAUGGGCAGAAACGCAUUAG
Molecule: messenger RNA, 1224 nt
Organism: Aspergillus luchuensis
Lineage: Eukaryota; Fungi; Ascomycota; Eurotiomycetes; Eurotiales; Aspergillaceae
Exons: 1
Coding region: 1-1224 (407 amino acids)
Source: RefSeq, a predicted model, not a curated record